UUGCCUGCCGAUGUGAUUCAUCGGGCGGUGUCGUUACACAUCCGAGAGCACGUCGGUCGCUUUGUGAAGGAAGCGGCCUAAAAAUAAUCUCAGCAUCUCUCGAUCGCGAUGGUGUGUGCGGCAGUCGCUUAAUUAUAACGAUACGGCAUAAUGAGGGAGAUUCGAUGCUUGCUCCUGAGGGUGGUCGGAGCGGUAGUGGUCGGCGCGGCUGUCUGCAGCCGCAUCCCUGGAUUGGCGAAAAGUCAGCGCGAGCAGUGCAGAAAAGCGCCGCACGCGAUGCCGGCGGUGGGCGAGGGCGCCGCGCUGGGUCUGCGCGAGUGCCGGCACCAGUUCCGACAUCACCGUUGGAACUGUUCCCACGUGUCCAACGAUCAGGUCUUCGGCCACGUGGUGGUAGUGGGUAGCAGAGAGGCGGCUUUCACGUACGCGAUAAGCUCGGCCGGCGUCACGUACGCGGUGACCGCGGCUUGCAGCCGUGGCAACAUUACAGCUUGCGGUUGUGAACCGGCCGUAAGGACGAGGAAAGAAUUGCCGCCGAAUGGUUGGGAGUGGGGCGGCUGCAGCGCCGACAUCACGUACGGGAUGAGGUUCGCGCGUAGGUUUCUGGAUGCGAGGGAGAUCGAGGGGGAUGCUCGCAGCCUGAUGAACCUUCAUAAUAAUAAAGCCGGAAGAAAGAUAGUCAAGGCUCUUUUGCAAACGGAAUGCAAAUGUCACGGCGUGUCCGGAUCCUGCACGGUGAGAACGUGUUGGCGAACGUUACCCAGUUUCCGUCAGAUCGGCGAUGCGCUUAUGAAAAAAUAUUACAGAGCUAGACCUGUCAUCGCCAUGACACCGCCCCCACCCCCACCCACGGUUCAGACACUGGACGCGAUGUCGCAUUCAAUGUUGCCGGAAAUGGUGCCCAUAUUGGGAAACGACGCCAAGACUCAGGGCAAGCCGAACGAUUUCGCCAAGUCGCGGCACAAUCGGCAGCCGCUGUUGAAGAAGACCGCACCGUCCAGGAGGUCGCACUUGAUCUUGAAAAAGGCGAAAAUCGGCGGUAGCUCGAGUAUAAGCGAGAGGAGACUUCCGAAAAGAAGCGAGCUAGUUUUUCUUCAACCCUCCCCCAAUUACUGUGAGCCAGACUUGGCGCGAGGUAGCCUCGGCACGCAGGGCAGAUAUUGCAACCGUACUAGCAAAGGAACCGAUGGAUGCGACUUAAUGUGCUGCGGUCGCGGCUACAAUACACAUCAAUUCACGAGAACGUGGCAGUGCAGAUGCAAGUUUCACUGGUGCUGCCGCGUACACUGCGAGACUUGCAUGGAACGUACCGAGGAGUACACAUGCAAAUAAUAUACUAUUACCGACGUACAACGUGUAUAUAGAUUUGCGAAAUAGUACAUGUAAUUAUAAACGUUUAAGACUUUUAUCUUCAAGAGCAAAAGGAACGAUCUUAACGCACUAAGAAACGUUAAUAUUAUACGUCAUUGCAAAGACAAAACUGUAUGAGAAUAUCAUAAUUUAAUUAUUAUAUUGUACAAUGUUCUUCUUGAUGAUGUUAAAGUUGAGUAGGGAAUAUCUGAUAACUUUUUCGGGCCCUUAUAAAAUUCCGGGCCGCAUGUAGAGGUUUUUUUAGUAGUUAAACAUUGAAUAUUAAAUCUAAAAAUGGAUUAAAUCUAAAAAUGGAUCGUUAAGCGCGUAAACAUCGUCCUGUGAGCUGACUUUAGAUCCCGUCGAGAGAGAGAAAGAGAGUUGCGCGAGCUUCAUCCCGCUUUUAUUUUCUAUUCUGUAUUUAGGGAUGGGAUUAAGUUCAAUACGUAUUUAUGAAACUUGUUAGUCAAUGUGUCUAAAUAUCGUUUCAUCGAUAUAUCAGGUAAUAUAAGAUAAAAGUAAGUAAAUCUCGAGUUUUAUUCUAAGAAUUAUAGAUGCAUUUUAGGUAACUGUAAGAAACGUAAUCCAAUCAAGAUCAAGUACCUAACAACUCAUAUCGAUAUUUUUUUUAGAACAGACUCGUCCAACACUUUGCUCACGAAUUAACGCAUUUACCGCUCGAUUAGCUCGUUUGAGUAAAACAAAGAGGAAACAGAAAAGAAUAGACGUUAGAGCCAGCUUUUAGCAUCUAUUCUUCUUUGUUUUCCUCCUGUUUUUCUCAACGAGAUGAUGGAGAGAUAGAAACACAUACAAAGUUUUUGAACAGGCCUGUUCUAGAAUAUAUUUUAUAUAAUAUCGAUAUCAUUUAGGACAUAUCUAUUCUUUCGAGAAAAAAAAUGAACUGAUAUUGUCCCAUCAAAUAUAUAAUAUCAGUCUCAUUGUCAAGUCGAUACUCACACAUGCACUUUUUUCCGACAAUAAAUUAUUUAUCGUUAGAAUUCUUGCAACACAAUGCGUAGUCAUAUAAUGCGGAAAUUAUCGUAUAAUAAAUAAAAUUCUGUAACAUUUACGAGUCUUAUUUUGAUAACAUUUGCUUCUCGUUAUUCAAUUGUAAUCGGCAUUCAUCGCUUUUAAAUGACAAAAUUCUUUUUAUUUUUUAUAUAGAAUAUAAUAAAUCUUUUAAAAUC
Molecule: messenger RNA, 2537 nt
Organism: Wasmannia auropunctata (little fire ant)
Lineage: Eukaryota; Metazoa; Arthropoda; Insecta; Hymenoptera; Formicidae
Gene: Wnt2
Product: protein Wnt-7b
Exons: 8
Coding region: 151-1332 (393 amino acids)
Biological process (GO): multicellular organism development; canonical Wnt signaling pathway; cell fate commitment
Cellular component (GO): extracellular region
Molecular function (GO): cytokine activity; frizzled binding
Source: RefSeq, a predicted model, not a curated record